UCUCCACUUCUGCAUCUAUGUAUCGGUGCCAGAAAGAUUUUUAAGUUCGAUCGGUACAUGCGUCGUUAACCACCAGAAACUAACCCACAUGUUGCCUCUCUGUUUUUAUUCUGUCACUCGAUCAGCUGAUCAACUAUGGAGACUUCAAUCCUGAACGCGGCACACGAAAGACAGAGGAGGGCAGAGGCAUUAUUACACGAAGGACGUUUCGAAGAAGCAGCCAAGUGCCACGAAACAGUUGCUAGUCUGUUGGCAGAAGCACACUCUCAACUCGAAUCUGGUUUCGUUCAUUUAAAAACUUCUAAUUUGUCUACUCAAACUCCUCCAUCCAUCAUUACUUCUUUUCAUUCGCUAAUUACUUUAGAAUCUCUAGCACUUCAACGCGAUUACCAUAAAAGGCAAGCUGCUGUAGUUAGAAUGAAACAGGCACAAUACGAAGAAUACAAGACUACUUUGGAAAAUCAACAAAAAGAAAUUCUUUGCAAGCAGGCACCAAAACAGCUAGAAAAAGACACAGGAGAAUUGACAUUGGAUAAGUUUGAUGGAUCUUUGCGUCAAGCUAUCUAUAGAACGAUCGAAGAACAAGAUAGCUUGUUGAGUUUAAUUUUCUUGCCAAAUAACGAAAAUAAAGCUUUCAAGCAUCCAAAAGACACGGGUACAGUUAUAGAAGAGCUGAAAACCGUGAAUUGUCAAUUACGUUGUCUCGUUGGUAGCUUACUAAGCCAGUUAGAAUCCAAAGAGGCGGAAGUGCGUCAGCUAACCGAACAGCUUCGUGCAACAUCCGUUAACCCAAACGAUGAAACCAGGUUAGAUAAUGCGCACUCGUUGCGACUCGCACCUUUGCCACCUUUAACGCCACUUGAGAUGCCUCUUUUUGACUUUACGUCAUCGUAGAACAUCUUCAAACAGGCGUUCGAUGCGUUCGAGUCUUCUCCGAUGCAGGACCCGAACAUUGUAUAUAAAAUCCAAGGAUCCAAGUUCGUAACAGUACAAAAGUUAACACAAGAAUCGUUACACUAUUUAGUCUCUUGCUAAACAUGAUUUUAAAGUUCAAGUAUAUUACAAUCAACGUUUUGUAUCGUACAAAAGAAAGAAAAAACUUACUCUAGUAUAUUUAACCUCGAUACGUGUUAGUGAUUUUACCGAUUCAUUCGAAGGGAUCAAAAUACAUAUCAACUUAUGUAGCGUAAUGCGUAUUCGUUUUGUUCGUAAGCGAGACUUUGAAAGAUUAUGCAUCUACGUUUGUGAAUAAUAUAUUAAUGAAGCGAAUGAAUAGUAGAUGGAGAUACUGCCAUUCGAGCGUUAGUAGACAGAGGUAAAAAGAGUAGGAUACCUCUACCGUGAGAAUUAUAGAGACGAUAUAAACUUGUAUAUAACUGUUGUUAAUUGUAAUUUCAGUACAAUUAUGUGUUAAUUCGUUUAAAGAUUAUUAGGUAUAUAAAAUGCGUUUGACAAAUUUUAUUAUAUAUUGUGUUCUAUUGUACAAUAAACAUCUAUUGAACAAAUA
This is a messenger RNA of Megachile rotundata (alfalfa leafcutting bee), 1507 nucleotides long. RefSeq names its product nuclear receptor-binding factor 2. The record is from RefSeq and is a predicted model, not a curated record. NCBI's taxonomy places the organism in Eukaryota, Metazoa, Arthropoda, Insecta, Hymenoptera, Megachilidae. Gene Ontology annotation, biological process: autophagy.